Molecule: messenger RNA, 273 nt
Organism: Clonostachys solani
Lineage: Eukaryota; Fungi; Ascomycota; Sordariomycetes; Hypocreales; Bionectriaceae
Source: the annotation of a GenBank genome assembly
AUGACACAGUCCAAGGACCAGAAGAUCGCAGAGGUUCAGGCCAACCUCCCACUCCCCGAGCAGCCUCCAACCGCAUCUGACUGGCAAUCCGCCGAUGCCCGCACCGUCAACGUUGGAUCUGGCCGCACGGAGGCCAAUAUCGGCACCAGUGACGCCAGCAACGCUGGUCUGAGGGAACCUGCCUCCAAGGACGCACAGGAUCUAUCCAAUGUCGGACGUCAGGCUGUUGAGGGCUUGUCAGGGCCGCCCAAGGAUGCGGCAUCGCGGAAGUAA